Messenger RNA from Amphibalanus amphitrite, 3040 nucleotides. RefSeq names its product zinc finger protein 142-like. The record is from RefSeq and is a predicted model, not a curated record. Lineage: Eukaryota; Metazoa; Arthropoda; Thecostraca; Balanomorpha; Balanidae. Bases 68 to 3040 code for a protein of 990 amino acids. Gene Ontology annotation, molecular function: chromatin insulator sequence binding. Gene Ontology annotation, biological process: regulation of transcription by RNA polymerase II. The transcript is spliced from 6 exons. Gene Ontology annotation, cellular component: chromosome.
GACUGUGCUUUGACAUCGUGUUCUGUCGCAGGGUGGUGGUCUCGGCGGCCUGACGAUCUCCAGUGUAAUGAGCCUGACGGGGGGCGCCGAGGCAGACCCUCUACAGACAGAAACGCCUGCCAAGAAGGUGGACGACCUGUUCUCGUUUCCGCCGGAGGGCGAGCGGCGGCCGUGGAAGCACUUUCUGACGCUCAAGGACCAGUCAAAGGUGAUGCGACUCAUGUUUCACAUGCACCACAAGUUGGCCUACAAGUGCAAUGCCGUCCACUGCAGCCUGACCACCAACAACGGCACCCUCUUCAAGCUGCACCUGCGCAACCACGAGAAGUGCGACGUGUGCUCCCCGGACGAGACCUCGUACACGUGCAUGAACACGCGACUGGUGUGCGUCUACUGCGGCUACAAGGGCGCCGACCUGGCCGAGCACGUGUACAAGCGGCACGCCAUCUCCCAGUUCCAGUGCGGCUACUGCUUCUACCGCACUCGACAGAACGCGUACAUGCACGAGCAUCAGCGUCGCUGGCACGCCGAUAUGCCGACGUACGUCCUGCAGUCUGACCCGGCCAUCCCGCCUCCGGGCCUGAACUCCUCGCAUCUGGUCGAGACAGAGAUGGUCGGCAAGUCUAGUCUGACGCCGUACAUCUGCGCUCAGGACGGCUGCGAUCGUGCGUUCAUCAAGGCGGCGGUGCUCGAGCAGCACCACGCCGAGGCCCACCCGGACGCCAGCGUGUUCCCGUGUCACGUCUGUGGCCUGCGCACCGACUCUUUCGCCGCCCUGAUCGGGCACUACAUCGGCCACGGCUACGUCGCCUACCACUGUGCGUACUGCACUUACGCCAACCAGGACCAGAAUGACGUCAAGAAGCACCUGAUCGACUUUCACCCUGAUGAUCCGCCCAAGUGCUACGCCAGGAUACCCAAGUCCAUGGACGUGGUGCUCGGUGUACCGCCGGCCGCUGCUCCCCCGCCGCCGCCCCAGGCGCCGCCGCCGCUGCCGACCCUGCCAGUGACCUCAGUGAAGCAGGAGCCCGGCCUGGGCUCCGAGCUGCCGCCGGCGCCGUCCAGCCCGCCGGCAGCCGACGCCGCGCUGGCCGCCGUCAAACAGGAGCUGGAGUCUGAGCGUCCGGCGUCCGAGGAGCAGGUGGAGCUGGAGGAGGCGGCUGACCCGACCGGCGGCCCGCCGCAGGCCCCCUCACCGCCCGGCGAGCCGGCGCCGCUGCUGGCCGAGGACCUGUACCGCUGCGGCAACCCCAGGUGCUACGAGCGCUUCCCCACGCUGCCGUCGUUCAAGGACCACAUGCUGAGCUGUCCGCACGGUGAGAACGGCGUGCUGCUCUGCUUCCACUGCCCCAAGCAGGUGAAACACGUCGGCACGGCCCUGGAGCACAUCCGACAGCACGGGCCCAAACGCUACUCGUGUGCGAUGUGCGACUUCUGUGCGUCCAUGCCGAACGCCGUGACCAAGCACCUGAAGCAGCAGCAUCGCAUGUCGAGCUGCACCACGCUGCCGCUGGUGGCUGACCGCGCCGACCCCGAGCGCGACCAAUUCGUGGUGUACCCGCGCCAGUGCGUGCCGCGCGCCGAACAGCCGCCGGCCGCCAGUGGAGCCGAACAGAAGAGUUUCGGCGUGGAGGAGAUAGACCAGCUGCCGCACCGGCCCGUCCUCUUCCGGGCGAUGCAGUGUAAGCUCUGUCCUUACAGCACCAAGGUGACGCGCAAUCUGCGGAAGCACCUGCUGUGCCACCGGCGCAGCGACGGCACUGCGCCGCUGCCCGUGGCGGCGCCCAUCAACCCGCGGCCGUGCGACCAGCGCGGCGAGAAGAUGUUCGACAAGAUGGCCAACCUGGCCAGCAGCUCCGGCGAGGUGGGCGUGCCCAGGAAGGCCGAGGAGCUGUCGCAGGCCGACCUCGAGCGGCUGCCCAAGGAGGUGACUGAGGAUAAGCGGUACAUCUGCAGCAUCCCUGGCUGUGUAUACCUGACGCCCAACGACACCAUGCUCAAGUAUCACAUCCAGGCGCUGCACGGCCAGAUGAUCACCUAUCCGUGCCCGCACUGCACCGACCUCUACAUGAUCCCGGACAAACUGAGCGCCCACCUGCGCCUGCACGGGCCGCGCCUAUACAAGUGCAAGUACUGCAUUUACAACCACUACCAGCGCAGCCUGGUGACGCGACACGUGCGUGACAAACACCCGAUGCUGCCGCUGGCAGACGUGGUGGUGCGAGAGCCCGACGACGACGAGGCGUCGCGACCGCUCUUCAAGCCGUGGCGCUGCGGACUGUGCAAGUACCAGGCGCUGCUGCAGCUCGAGGUGGUCGAACAUGUGGCGACCGGGCACGGCCUGAGCCGCAACCAGUUCAAGUGCGGCCUGUGCUCGAUGCGCAGCUCCGUACGCAGUGAGUUCGACGAGCACUUUGCCACCAAGCAUCCCGACGAACCGGUCUCGGUGUUCGCCCUCUACAACAAGGUGGAGGAGGCGGACGCAGAGGCGGCGGCCAAGGUGGAGCAGUGUCAGCCCAUCUGGCAGCGCAACAACCCGCGCCGUAUUCGCCACGUCCGCGGCAUCCUCAUCGAGGAGGUGAAGGUGGCGCGCGGCUCGCCGAUGAAACGCAAACUCUCCACCGGUCAGAAGUCGCCAGUGAAGAGGCCGGCACUACCGUCGCCGCCGGCCGGGGCGCUGGCCAGCCGAAACGGCUCGAAGGGGGCGGCUGGACAGGCGCGCCGCAGGGCCAUCAAGAGGGCGCUCCGACACACGACGUCCGGGAGGAUGCGGCAGCCGGUGGCGCCGGAGGUCCCGGAGCCGGAGCCGGAGUCUCCACGCAGGGAGGAGCCGGCUGAGGCUGACGGUGCGGCCCCGGCGCGGGCCACGGACGAUGAGUUCUUAUCGCUGUUCGAGUCCAAGUCGUGUGAGCUCGGGCCCAAGGGCGACGCAGAUGUGGACGCGAAGCAGUUCGUCUGUCCCAGGUGUAAGAAGUACCGGACCAGGCGGAAACGCGACUUCACCAUGCAUCUGUACAAGGAGCUUGGAUACAGCAGGUGA